AUGAUUCCGGUACAAGCUUCAGAAGUUGAUAAUGGAGUUAUCAGCUUCUGUAGCAGUAUUGUGGGCCUGGUCAAGAGCAAUAUGGAGCUCAUGGGUCGAAAAAUACCUCAUUGUAAUCUUCCCCUUUAUCUGAAAAUCACAAAUGCACAUCAUGACCUUAAGCUGGAAAAUGUCCUUUUGGACCUGGACGGCAAUGUCAAGCUGUCUGACUUUGGCCUUUGCAUCUGCCAAGACCAACGAGAGUCCAGCAAUGUCUUCAGUGGAACAGUUGCUUACUCCUCCCCCGAGGUUUUAACGGGGAGGGAAUAUGAUGCAUUCAAGCUAGACAUCUGGAGUUUGGGGGUCAUCCUCUAUUCUCUGGUGUGUGGCUCCUUCCCCUUUAACGACUUCAGCAUCAACCAAAUGGUUCAGCUGCAGAAACAUCACAUCCUUCCAUUUCCUGAGUCCAUCAACUCAGAGUGCAAGGAUCUUAUCCUGCAAAUGUGCCAGCCGGAUGUUGCUGGAAGGCCCACUCUUCGAGGUUGCCAUAAAAGUCACAGACAAAGUUCGAGCUGUGUCUGCAAUGAGACGUUUGCUCUAAAGACUGUGAAACAUCCCAACAUUGUUGAUGUCUACGCAGUGUUUGAAACUGAUAAGCACACUUUUACUGUGAUGGAGCUGGCCGAGGGGAAACCUCCUGGACCUGCUUGCACAGGAAAGUAG
Messenger RNA from Haliotis rubra (blacklip abalone), 702 nucleotides. RefSeq names its product testis-specific serine/threonine-protein kinase 1-like. Gene Ontology annotation, cellular component: cytoplasm. Gene Ontology annotation, molecular function: protein serine/threonine kinase activity; ATP binding. The transcript is spliced from 3 exons. The coding region runs from base 1 to 702 and encodes 233 amino acids. NCBI's taxonomy places the organism in Eukaryota, Metazoa, Mollusca, Gastropoda, Lepetellida, Haliotidae. Gene Ontology annotation, biological process: intracellular signal transduction; protein phosphorylation. The record is from RefSeq and is a predicted model, not a curated record.